AUGCAGAUCAAGAACAUUGUUGCAGCCCUCGCGGGCAUGGCCGUAGUCGAGGCCUCCGUCACCUUCCUCGACUCGCCUUUGAGCGCCGCCCUGGCCAAGCGUCAAAACCGUGGUGGAAACCGUGGCGGAAACAACAACAACAACGGCGGAAACAACGGUGGAAACAACAACAACAACGCCGGCGGUGGACAGCUGUGUUUGCAGCAGGCCAACGUUCAGAAGGGUUCGCAGUCGGCUGGAACGCCCGCCGCUCAGCAGGCUCAGUCCAAAACUGACAACGCCAACUUCAUCAACUUCUGCCAGGGCGAGACCUUGACCGACGGCAAGCAAAUCACCGGAGGAUCCUGCAACGGUAUCGUCAUGGGCAAGAUCCCUCCCAACAACAAGAUGGUUUCCACCGUGCUGCAGAACCCCCCGCACAACGGCAACAUCCAGGCCAACCAGAACUUCGACGUCGAGCUCAAGGUCAACAACCUCGCCGCUGGUUCCUUCACCGACGCCCAGGCCACCUACUACUCCGCCCCUCAGGACCUCAACGGCCAGAACGAGAUCAUCGGCCACGUCCACGUCACCAUCCAGGACAUGGGUAACUCCCUCACCCCCAACCAGCCCCUCGACGCCUCCAAGUUCGUCUUCUUCAAGGGUAUCAACGAUGCCGGCGAUGGAAACGGAAACCUGAAGGCUACCGUCACCGGUGGUCUGCCCGCCGGCAACUACCGUGUCUGCACCAUGUCCUCGUCUUCCAACCACCAGCCUGUUCUGAUGCCCGUCGCUCAGCGUGGUGCCCAGGAUGACUGCAACAAGUUCACUGUUGGAGGAAACGGAGGCAACAACAACAACAAUGGUGGCAACAACAACAACAACGGCGGUAACAACGGCGGAAACAACGGCCAGAACCAGAACAACGGCCAGAACCAAAACCAAGGCCAGAACCAGAACCAAGGCCAAAACGGCGGAAACCGAGGAGGUAAGCAAAACGCCGGUCAACGAGGCGGCCGCGGUGCCGGUGGUGCGGGACGAGGCGCUGGUCAAGGCUUCCCUGGAGCUGGAGGAUUCCCUGGUGGAGGCAACCCUGGUCAAUUCCCUGGUGGCGGAAACCCCUUCGGUGGUGGUGGUGCCCCUUUCCCUGGAUUCGGUAACCCUGGUGCGGCCACUUCACAAACCCAGUCCGGACAGAAUUCCCAAGGUACAGCUGAUGCUAACACGUCCGCUCAGGACGGGGACGCCGCCAGUAAGCCCGCCGCUUCGGCGACAUCUUCGGUAGCCUCGUCGGCGGCGACGCCGACUCCGACGGGAGGCGCCUCCGGCAAUGACAACAACAACAACGGCAACGGAUCUGGAGGAAAUGGAAACGGCAACUCUUCCGGAUCCGCUGGUGGCAAGGGGGGCGCUCAGUCGAACGCUAUCCUCGGGCUCGCGGCCCCGGCGGUCACGGACUCGGGCGAUAGCAGCCGACCCUUCUCCGUCAACGGCAACACUUUCACUUCCAAGGCCACAGCCGUGCAGCGUGCUUGCGACAUUCAACGGAAUUCCUGCUUCAACGCCAUCAACGGUGGACAGGGUAACGGGGCUUCCACGUCCGACUGCGAUGCCCAGGUCCAGGCCUGCAUCCAGGAGCUCUCGUAA
Molecule: messenger RNA, 1626 nt
Organism: Colletotrichum karsti
Lineage: Eukaryota; Fungi; Ascomycota; Sordariomycetes; Glomerellales; Glomerellaceae
Exons: 5
Coding region: 1-1626 (541 amino acids)
Source: RefSeq, a predicted model, not a curated record